Molecule: messenger RNA, 6660 nt
Organism: Cladocopium goreaui
Lineage: Eukaryota; Dinophyceae; Suessiales; Symbiodiniaceae
Source: the annotation of a GenBank genome assembly
AUGGACGACAAAGUUCGUCUGCUGUCACAGUUAGUCCCUGGGACGCUCCUCCUCCAACACCUGAAGACUUGUAAGUUAGAGACAACUGACUGCGGUUUGUGCGCUGUGCACGAAGCUUGGAAGUUGUACAAGCGAGACUGGGUCCGGGCCAUUCUCAAUGAUGGCGUCAUCGCAGUGGGAUGCUCCACUUGUUGUAAAGCAGGAUUGGACGGUCCUUGGGGGAAUUUUAAACAGAAGCCCGAGGCUGUUCUGCGAAAGUUCUGCUUAGAUAGACAUGAAAAUUCGAAGGGUCAUCAAGCAGCGUCCAAAAGCCAGUCCACGGACUCAGCUUUGCAUCUUGCGCCGUCGCAAGAGUCCUUCGAAGAAUUUCUCACUCAGACUUUACAAGGUCAGUCAGUGAGAGAUGGAGGCGUGACCUCAGAUAAGCGCAUCAAGAUGCGCUGGGCCUUGACUGAAGCGAUCCUUGCAAGGAACCGCAAACUGUUGGCAGACAGUCAAUCGAUGACGUUGCUUCGAGAUGAGCGAAAAGGCAAGCUCUUAGUCCGCUUUCGAGCGGUUCUACGAGACCUGUCAACCGUAAGCGGUUGUUUCGGGUUGUUGCCAGUCAGUGGCUCAGCGGACAGCAUUGCCUUGGCUACAGACACUUUGAUGGAAGCUUAUUGCACUCCAAUGAGGCAGCCACCUCGAGCCUCCUGUGUGACAGAAUCGUCUGUGGAUCAGGCCUUGCUUCAGCACUUGCGACAGACAGUCACAAUCAUUGUCACUGACGCGGCUGCUUCUGAACAGCUUGCGACAGAUUUGCAGCGUGGCCGGCGUGAAUUUGCAGACGAAAGCGGCCAAGCGACAAUGAAGAACGUCAGACUUGUAGGUCGUGAUGCGGCCCACGCCAGCACACGGCUCCUCAAGCGGCCCUUCCAGGCAUGCUCCGAGCUGAAGUGUGUCAUGCAGGAGUGGUGUCACGGCAGUGACAGUUUUGCGCAGAAAGUCCAGCAUAGCCCUGUCUUGGCCCAAUGGUGGGCAGCAGCCGUGGAAGGCCCGGGCAGCGACGAAUGUGAUUUUGGAAGUCUGACAUCCUUAUCUGCGGCCAAGCAUCGUUUUUCUUCAUACUUGAACCCUCUGUCUCGCAUUUGCAAGAAUAUGCAGGCUGUGUUCAAAGUGUGUAGCCGGCUACAAGCCAUGAGAGGCUCGGAAGCUGCUUGGGCCGUUCAGUUGUGCCGAAAUUUCUCCGCUUACAAAGCCGUGCUGCUCACGAUGGCAGCUGAUGCCUGCGCCAUCAGCAAUGAUUACACUCGAGAAUGUGAUCAGGAAGGGAUGGACGUUGCUCAGCUCAACUUGCGGGCUCAGCAUUUCAUUUCUUCGGCCAGGGCGUUGUUUGUGGAACGUCAAGUGUGCACCUUGCCAUCCUUUACAAAGGAUUUUUUGUCCAGAAAAGAGCCAGUUACCGUGAUGCAAGACGGCUUCGCUUUGGAAGUGCGUGAGUGGACGGCUCUUGCAGAAGAAGUGGUCGCCCGUGAAUUUCCUAGCUGGCAUUUGUUCGCAGCCUUUGAAGUCUUUCACUUGCCAGAUUCCAAGGAAUCUCGAAAGCUGAACGGCGAAGACUUGGAAAGGAACUUGGCCAGGUUGGCUCAAGCUUUCAAAGUGUCCACGGACCAACUGAAACGAGAGUUCACACAGAUGCAGCCGACCGCUGCUGCUCUCAAGAAAUCCGCCAGUUACUCGAACCGGGAUGCUUGGAGGCAAGCCGUUUUGCGAGUGGGAGAACGAAGUCCGGCACAAAAAGCCCCCACAACUGCGCUUUGCACGGUUCUGGCGAGCUACCUGGCUUGGACUGCGUCUAGCAGUGGGGUGGAACAAUUGUUCAGCACAUUGAAAAAUUCACCCACUGAGCAGUCCAAAGCAACGGGCAUGGUUUUGGACACAGACAGGCGCACAGCCAUGGCCAUGGGGGACUGUCAUGCUCGCGAAGCAAAGGUUGCGGCUGAAAUUGUUUCAGAAGCUCGCCGCAUUUAUUGCACUUUGCUGCGAUCCGGCAUCUCUCGCACCACUACCCAGAAACGUUUCGACAAAGGUCGACCAUCCACUGGCCGCAAAGGAUCUCACGCUCAGUGGGAUCGGGACAGGAAACAAUCCUUGGCCACGGCCUUGCAAGAUUUGAACACGCCUCCGCGAGCAGCAACCGCUCCCAUGCUCACGGAGUCUGCUGAAAAGGAAAGAGAUUUCCAAAGAAAGAAAGCAUUCAAACGGAAGGCUGAAGCCUUGUCUGAUGGUUUACUUUUGGCAGAUGAGGUGACACCGGCGCUGGAAAGCGCAGCCAGCAAAAUGGCUAAGGCCAACCAGCAAGGCGAUCGCCAGCGAAAAAAGAAACGUCUGGGUUACAUUGCUGAGUCGAAGAUGGCUUCCGCGAAGAAAUCUUCAGUUUGGGCAAGUCAAGGCCUGCAGGGUCCUGUUUGGUUGGAUCCCCGCUUGGGCACCCAUACGCAAGCUGUCCAGCGCAAGUUGCACACUUUGGGCGUCACUUCGCAUUCUCAGGACAUGCAGCAGGCCAACUUGCUCGUUCUGGCGAACUUCGGGCAAGUCGAGGACAGAGUGAAGGUAGCGGCGGCUCUGCAAGGAGCUGUGGUUCUGUCAGCUGCUGUUCUCUUAGGCAAGGGAGGUGUCAAGCUCACCUACAACAGAGGUCUCCGCAUUGAAGCCGCAGUGUUCGUGACUCAGGCCUUUAAGAUAGAGCAGCCUGCUCUUACAGCUUUGCUUCGGGUCGCGUGCGCCAAUGGUUGGCUCGCGGUGAAAAUGAGCGAUCUGAAGGGUCGUGGCAGAAAGCCGAGUUUGCUUUUACGGGGGAAAGAUGAAGUCGUCCAGGGGGUCAUUGUCCUCGAGCAAGUGUCUUCCAUUCUUCAGAAAAAACAUGAAAAGGUUUGGAAUUUUAUCCUCAAGACUUUGCGAUCUUUGAACUAUGAUUUUGUCUACAAGGUGAUGAACACUCGAGAACUCGCCGUGCCGCAAAGCAGGCCAAGGGUGUAUCUUCUAGCAGUGGUGCAAGAAGUCGGGCAAGGUACUCUGGCCCUACCAGAGAAACGUUCCGUUCCAGUGGACUUGCAUCAUUUCCUCAGAAAGGACCAAGUUGGCACAGAAAUUUUGCAGCUUCCCAGAUACGAGCAACUCCUGGGAAAAGAAUUGUGGCUGAAGGGAUUUAUAUUAGAUGUGGGCGCAAGCCCACGUUGGCAGCAUGUGGUCCGGAACGCAGCACCUUGUCUGAUUAAAACCCGAAUGGCCCAGCAGGGAUAUUAUAUCCCAAAACUGCGAAGGAGGCUUUUGCCGGAAGAGGCUGCGGCCUUGCAAGGUGUUCCUGCUCGUGUCUUCGCCGCAAUGAGUGCUGCUGCAAAGGACAAUAACAUUCCUUUGUCAGCAGUCGCUGGCAGCCUGGGAGAUGCCAUGUCUGUAAAUGUUUUGGCCAGUGUUUUGAUGCGUGGUUUGAAUCAUGCUGGUCUUGCCAAAUUUGGCCCAAAGCAAGACUACUGGCGCCUGGUCGAGAACGGACCAUCUGCUGCUCAGCUAAGUGAUAAUUUGAAGCAAGCUGGGGGAAUCCCAGUGUCCUUUCACCAUCUGCGUUAUGAAGUCAUUGACGAGAGGGCAUGGGUCGGAUGGACUGCGGUGGUCGAAAAGGAGUGGGAAACGCGGCUGUGUUUGUUGAGAAAGGAGUGGGUAUUGUCGAAAAUGGACAUCCCCAAUGUGAGUUCUUGGCGGCUCAACAAAGCCGAGAACCAAGAGUUGCAAGACCGGGUGAUAGCUGGUGAGACUGAGUUGGACGUGAAGCGUGAAAUUCAAAAACGCAAGGCCGUGGCUUGCGAGGAGCGGAAAAAAGCAGCAGCGGCCAUUGCUUCAAAGCCAGGGCCCUCGGCGGGGAAAAAAAAGAAGGAGCCUAUUAUUGCCACGGCUCCCAAUCCCAGAGCAGCUUCCAAUUUUCAGACUGAGUCAGACCCGACCAAUGCUGCAUACUACGCAGCUGUCGAGUCGGAUUUGCAGACAAUUUUGAAGGAAUUCCCUGGCUUGGAAGAUGAAGCACCGCUUCCUUUGUCUUCCACAGAGACGGACAAGUCCCAGUCCGGUGUGCAGGAGCCAUACAACUUGGAGAAAGGCAAGAACGCCUUGCAGUUGCACCAAGUGUACCGUUGCUGCAUGUCCCUCUUUGCCUUGAACGUGGUGGGGUCACCAACCCCUGGCAUUCCAAUGAGUCGAAGAAGGGUCCUUGACAUGAGCGCAUUUUACUACCCGAAUUCAGCCCCUGCCUACAUGACAGGCCGGCAGGUCGAAGUGUGGGCAGACAGACACGCCUUGAGCGAAAAGCCCAAGAGUUUGCAAAUGGUUUCCCCCGAGGAACUCGUUCACAGCAUGAUUGCGGCUUGCGCUGAAGCCAUUCGGAAGAAGGGCGACAUGAAAGCUGACCAGUGGGACGCCUGGCGUGCCAAGUGGAAGAGUUGCUUGCUCAGCAUUCCGGUCUCUAUCUUGGACUCCGGCUCUGAGAACGAGCCUGACCGUGUGUGGGUCAAGGCCUUCAACCGCCGACAGACCGUGAGACAGGAGCACGAGUCGUUGGUUCGCACUGCGAUGCAAACUGCGCUCGAAAUCGACCAGUUUCGAGUGAUUUGUGAAAAUCAACCGGGGUGCAAGGGGCGGCUUCAGCCCGCCCAACUGGCAGAAGAAUUUGUCAAGCUUGGGGUAGCCUCGGUGCAGGGUGGCACUCGAAAAGAUGGUGAAGACGAUGGGCGCCUCACGGCCAACCUCAUCAGUCAGGCCCUGGCAGUGAAAAAAGGCAUUUUGGGUUCACCGCGAGCGGUGGAGAUUCUUUUGGAGAUGGAGGCUGCUUAUGGCACCAGGAGUCCGUUUCAGCACAUGAGUCGGUUGCAUGCGGCUUCGACGAAACCCUCCACCCCGCACAUGCGAGAUUGGGUGCUCGAGUCUCUGUGGGACUGCCUGCAACAGAACGCAUUGCAAGCUGGUGACAUCACUAAAAGCUCCUUGACCGGCGACAAGCAUCACGCGGGCCUGGUGUGUGACCACUUCUUUGACAUUCUGCUGCCCAAGAGCGGGAUGCCAGAACCAGAUCGUCAGCUUCUGAAAGAGAAGACCUCCAAGCACGACGUGUACAGGGCCAACUCUGGCGACGGUGACUGCUCCUGGAUGUCGCGCUUGAACAAAUCUGCCAUUGAAACGUUCCGCCUGCUGGAGGACCUGGUCUUUGGCCGAAAGUUUGACAACUCCUUGAAACAAAGUUGCAAAGCCUGUGCUGUGGCAGAGGCAGCUAUGGAGCAUGAAAAUGUAUCGUCGGAAUGGAACAAAAUUCUCGGCCUUCUCAAGAACGAGGAGAUUGAGCGGAAGACAGCGCAAGGGCUGAUGGCCGAAAAGGAGGAGGGCGCAGGCGAGGCGUGCGAGCUCGAGCUUCUGCGAAAGCCGCCCCAGCAGCAUUCCGAAGGUUCCGAGAGUUACUGGAAAGCAGUGGCUAACCAAACAGUGAGAACCUACUGCUGCUUCAAUCCAGAACCUAAGACCUUGGAAGGAAUGAUCUCGUGGACUUCGAGUGUGCUUCAAGAAUUCCACGGUGAAGUUGGGAAGAGCUGUGUCUUGACGCACUUGGACUUGGACGCUUUGGGCGAGAGUUUGGGGCCCAGUCAGCAAGCCCUGCUGAGGAAGCGCUACAACCCUGACAGUGCCCUCCUUCGCAAGUUAGUCCAUGGAAGCAUGAUUGGCAGAAACGCACAGCGCAAAGAAGAUGAAGCAACGUGCCCUGCCGAAGGCGAGUUGUUGAUGGUGCACACCGGGUUCGACAGAACGUCCAAGGACAUAGAGUCGCUCUUUCGCCCGUCGACUGCUCGAAAGGAUGCUCCGUUGGAGGCAGAGCUGAAGGAACUGAUGAUCGUCUUCACGGACAAGUCCAUUCGAAGUCGUAAGAAGAAGGUUCGUGGUUCCUAUACGACCAGGUCCCAGGCCUGUCUGAUUUCUGCCGUGCCCUUUGCAAACCUGCUUCCAGAGAAAGCCUACCCGGAAUUUGGUGGCCACAACACCGCAGACGUGUUCUUCGGUGUGACAGCCCUGCAGCCGGAAGAGCUUUUGAAAGAAAAGGAAGAGAUUCUGGGCGCCGACCGGGUCGUCUCUGUCACAGAAGCUGCAAUGGAGAAAGGGAAGUCACAGGACGUCCAAGCUGCGACUGAGAGUGUCUUCAGCGGGCCGGCUUUGCCUCAGGCCUUAUACAGGAGUUUUCUGAAGGCGCACAGCGUCAAAGCCGUGCUGGAUUUGUCGAGCUCGCAGGGUGAAUUAGCGAAAGCAUGCGUUGCUGAACGCAUUCCUUUCGCAGGGCUGACUCUGUCAGAGCCCCACUCCACCAAGUUAGAAGUCAUGCUGACGGAGUUCGUCCUGUCACUCAUGCAGUCGGAAGGAAGCACGUACUAUCGUGCAGAUUCCUCGGCCAUGGCCUCGGAAGUUUCCAAAAAGCGCAAGCACACUGGAGAGGAGGGUCAAGAGGACACAGGUCCAAAGCCCAAAACCAAGUCCAAGGCCAAGGCAAAAGCGAAAGGUACGCCCACAGAAAGCCAGUCCAAGGACACGGCAGCAGAGACGGAGGAAACGGAAGCGCCUGAGGUCGGCGAGGAGGACGACUUGCCUUGGUAG